Messenger RNA from Neoarius graeffei (lesser salmon catfish), 3926 nucleotides. RefSeq names its product plexin domain containing 1 (gene plxdc1). The transcript is spliced from 13 exons. The record is from RefSeq and is a predicted model, not a curated record. Lineage: Eukaryota; Metazoa; Chordata; Actinopteri; Siluriformes; Ariidae. The coding region runs from base 410 to 1834 and encodes 474 amino acids.
GAGAGAGAGAGAGACAUCGAGAGAGAAAGAACAGGGAGGUGGAGAACUCUUUUUCUCAGCUGGUUUGCCUGCCUGUCCCGCCUUGAACUCUCGCAUUACCAUGACUACAACAUCCGAGAAUUUGGUGAAAGAAAGCACAGCGGCAGAGUGAAAGUGGAAGGCAAGAAUCUCUUUCCUUUUUUUCCUAAGUGGAAAAGAGAGAGAGAGAGAGAGAGAGAGAGAGAGCAGAGGGAGGGAAGAGACAGAAAAUAGAGUAAGAAAGAGAGCUUGUCAAAGUGUACACAAAAUACAGGCACAAGGUGACACAGGAGGAGCUGAGGAGGGAGAAGAGAGGAGAGGAGGAGAAAGAAGAGGAGAGGAGGAGGAAGAAGAGGAGAGGAAUAAGUGAAGGACUGAGAGAGAGCUGGCCAUGGGUCUGUGCGCUGUGCUGCUCAUCUGUCUGUCCCAGGCAGAGCUAGCCAGAGUCUGGAGUCAAGAUCUAUCAGGUUCACUAUAUGGACAAUCAGAUGUACAGAGAGUCAGGAGAGAUCAGCAGGACUCAAGCCGGAGUAUACAGAACAGAUCAGGUCAGGAGGCAAACGGAGGAGGCCUCGCCAUCGACACACUACCCGACAACAUGACCAAAGUGGUGGAGGAUGCUCAAAAGUAUUACUCAUGGCGUAGCUUUGGCCCUAGUGACAGACAAUCUCAGGAACUCUGGGUGGACCUGAAUUCAGUCCUGGAAGGUCAAGUCAGGGUGCAUGGCAUCCUGUCCAACACACAUCGACAGGCAGCAAGGGUGGCUCUUUCCUUUGACUUCCCCUUCUAUGGACAUCAAGUGAGGCAAAUCACCAUAGCAACUGGAGGGUUCAUUUUCACUGGAGACAUUACACAUCGCAUGCUGACGGCCACCCAGUACAUUGCGCCGCUCAUGGCCAACUUUGACCCCAGUUUUUCCAGGAAUUCCACCGUGUGCUACCUGGACAAUGGUGAGGUGUUUGUUGUGCAGUGGGAUAAGGUGAGGCUACAGGGCAGGGAGGCAGAGGGAGCUUUCACUUUCCAAGCCGCUCUUCACCGCAAUGGGACCAUUGUUUUUGGCUACAAAGACGUGCCUUUACCGGUGGUAAAGAUCAACUCUACUGAGCACCCAGUGAAGGUUGGUCUGUCUGAUGCCUUCAUGGCCUUUAUUUCUUCCCCACAAUCCCCAGCAGAAUCAAAAAGGAGGACGAUCUACGAAUAUCAUCGGGUUGAAGUCAACACCACUGAGAUCGUAAACCACUCUGCAUUUGUGUUCAGCCCGUUACCCACCUGCCUCCAACAUACCAACUGUGACCAGUGUCUCCACUCCAACCUCACCACGGGCUGCGGCUGGUGCAACAUCCUACAGAGGUGUUCAGAUGGGAUAGACCGACAUAGACAGGAAUGGCUUGAAUUCAGCUGCUCAGAGGAGGCAAAGGACAGCACAUGUGAAGAUUACACUCAGGGAGAUACAGACAGUUCGAUGAGUCCAUUCAGCUCCCUUGUUCCUGCCGCUACACCGUCCCCUGCAGCUAAGCCAGGCAGCCCUGUCACUGAGGAUAAUGGUUCUCCUGGUGAGGAGGAGCCUCCAGAACACACUGCAAUUAUUGCGGGUGUAGUGGCAGCCCUGGUCCUACUAGUCUUCUUGACCCUGCUGGCUGUGUACUAUAUAAACACACACCCCACUGUUGCCCCUCCAUUCUACCUCAUGCAGCGCCGAACCAAUAACUAUUGGCCAUCAAUGAAAUUUCGCAAUCAGGGUUGCCAUUCCAGCUACGCUGAGGUUGAACUUGGAUUUCAUGAAAAGGAUGGCUUUAUUGAGGCAGAGCAGUGCUGAGGAGGCGGGACUUCCUCUACAAAUGGGGCCGAUUAAUCUCAGUUUUUUGGUAAAAGUUCAAACACACACACAAAAAAAAAGACAAUGGGGGGCUGUUAACCACCACAUGAAUGGACACCAGAGACUGUGGAUAGUUACCUUGCAAGCUUUUUCUGCCUCCAUAGAUUUGACAGUCCUUCCUGCAACACCUCUUGUGCUAUUUGUUUAUUCCUUUUAUUAAGGAACAGGCAAUGUUAAUGGCAAAUGUGCUAGCCACACUCUUGGUAAAGGUGGUGAGAGUGGCACAUGCAUUAACCAUGAAGAGUCCUGCAGUUAGUGUACAGUACAAUACAACUUUGUAGAAUUUCAUUAAAAAAAAAGAUGUUUUGUGUUUUAUAAUAUGUUCAAUGAGGGAAAAAAAAUAAUACUCAGUUAGCCACAUGGACUGGACUGCACUUUACAUGAAUUAUCUCAGUAGUAAUAGUGAUAUGAUGUGAUCUAAUUUUUUGACCUUUUUUUACACACACAUAUAUAUAUAUAUAUAUAUAUUUUGUGCCCUAGGAUCAAGUUUCAGGUAUCAGUAUUGCAAGAAUAUCACCUUCCUCAACAUUAAAAAAACCAUAUUUGUUUUUUCAAGAGGCAGUUUGUAUCUUUUAGAGCAUUCUACUGCCUGUGAGGUGAAUUGCAAUGAUACACUGACAAGCAUAAAUUAUAAACAGAUUCUCUCCCUAGCUUACCAUAGCCUCUCUGUGAAAUUAUGCACUCUUUCUUUCUUUUUUUUUUUAAGGAAAAGAGACAUAGCUGAGCAGCUCUGUUCCAGCUGGGGGCAGAGCUGGUUUCUGCAUUUAAAAAGUGUGAAAAGAAGCCUGAAAUUAAACAACAAGCAAUAUUGGAUUUUCUUUAUAAUACCUUUGAAAUUAUAUGGUUAUUAUACAGAGAUAGGGACUCAAGUCAGGCACUCGGAUUUGAGUUGCACUUGAGUUUGAGUUACACACUGAUUGACUCAUGACUUCAUUUGGAUUUGAGACAGAACACUUAUGAAAUUCCAGCUUGGAUAAUAACAUGAUCACAAGCACUAAUAAUUUAGGAUUUAAGACAUGACUCAGAAUUCAGCUGAGAGACUUAUGAGUUGGCUUAGACUUGCAGCUCAGUGACUUGAGACUUAAUAGACUUUAGCUCAGAGAUUUGAAACUUGACUAAUGCUGGCCAUACACCAAAACAGUUUUCAAGUGAUUUCACUGUUGCAGAUAAAUUUCCCUUGUCAGAAUAAAUCAUGACAGUUUUGCUAGAGUUGGAGCACGCUCCCGUCACCUUAAUUAUUUGGUGUAAGGUGGUCAGGAUAGCUGUCUUAAGUCAGUCUUUUUCUCAUCUUGACAUUCCAAUAAAAUCGAUCAUGUUUAAUAUUAUAUUUCACUUGGCUCAUGCAAAUAGUGACAACACAAAAGCCCCAGUCUUUGCAAAAUCGUAAAUAAUCACUUGAAAAGUAGUUUGUUGUAAGGCCGACAUAACUCUGUGACAAAUGACACAUUGUCUUUAGAUGUGACAGGGUGUCAGAUUUUAAUCUUUUAAAAGAUUUUUCAGAGUCUUUUCAAAGUCUUCUUGAGUAUGCUUAGCAUAAGUCUUACAGCUCAGAGACUUGAGACUUGACUUGCACUUGCAGCUCGGAGACUUGUGACUUGAUUCAGACUUGCAAAAAUGACUUGUGAUGUAACUCUGACUUGCAAAAAGUGACUUGCAAGUAUCUCUGUUAAAGGUUGGGAAACUUUUAAAGAUCAUAAGCAUGCACCUUUACAAGAAAUUAAAGAUUUCAUUCCCCAAGAAUGAUGAGUAUCCUUCUGAAAAAUAUAAAUGGAAUCCAAAUCCAGUCAGGGAAAUGGUUUGAAAUUACUGUCUAACAUAUUACUGUUCUGGCAUAACUCAUAUGCAAGCACUAAUUGUUACAAUUUGAAAUUGUAAUUGCAUGUCAGAUGUUUGAUACAAAGUUCUUAUUUUGACAAAGAAAAGGGCAAAACUGGUACAUUGUUGUUGAGGGUUAAAAUUGCAUUAAAAUGUCAUUUUGAAUAUUAAAGUGUGCUUUUAGUGAACUAAUAAAGUGAAAAUACUGUUUUGAAAA